UCCCUGUUUCCUUUGCCGUCACAUUUCUCUAACCACGCGCGUGUGAUUCUGGCGCUGGGAACGAGAUUACGCGCUUUGUCCUAGUAUGUUGUUGCGGUUUUUGAAAUACAUGAUCUCAUGAUUUUCGACCCCGGUACGCGGCGCCGUAGUUCUCGCCUGUCUCCCGGGUCAGCAGAAGCGCCGGCAGGUUUCACGGUCUCCCAAGACAUCGACGCUCAAAGCAGAGGCACGAACGCCUGAGUGGCAGGAGUGACACGACAAGAAGAGAAAGGGAGGAUGGCAGCUCUAAGCUUGGGGCUCAGUGGAGUCCGGAAGAGGGCUGCCGCUGGCCGCGCAGUGGAAAGGAAAAAUCUGAUUACCGUCUGCAGGUUCUCUGUGAAGACAAUGAUUGACCGCUCGUGCUUUGACACUGUGGAUGACUUGUCUCCCGAAUUCACCAACUUUGUGUCCAUCCUUGAGCAGAUCCUCAGUCAUCGGCUCAAAGGGCAACUGAGCUGGUUUGGAUAUGAGAGUGCCAGGAGUUUCUGGGACUACGUUCGACUGGCCUGCAGUAAAGUCCCCCAUUCCUGCAUCCACAGCAUUGAGAGCAUGGAGAACGUACGCAGCUCCAGAGCCAAGGGUAGAGCUUGGAUCAGAGUGGCUCUAAUGGAGAAGCGUUUGUCUGAGUACAUCUCUGCCGGGCUGAGAGACUUCAAAACCACAAGGAGGUUUUAUGAGGACGGAGCGAUCAUGUUGGGGGAGGAGGCAGGGCUGCUGGCUGACACCCUCAUCGGACUCAAUGCCAUCGACUUCAGUUUCUGUCUGAAAGGCGAGGGGCUGGAUGGAAGCUGCCCUGCAGUCAUUGACUACACACCAUACCUCAAGUUCAUCCAGACGUCGGACAGCAUCAGCAGCGAUGAGGAGGAGAUGCGGACGCUAGGCAGUAGUGGCAGCGAGGCCAGCACCCCAGAGUCCAACAUGGCUGCUGCACUCCUCAGCCAGCAGAGUAGCUGGUUCAGCAAGUGCAAGCGUGUGGAACAGAAGUACAGAGUGGCCCUGGAACAGAAGGGCUACCUGGAGGAGUUGGUGCGUGCGCGGGAGGCCCAGCUGGCUGAGUGUGUGUCUCAGAAUAAAGUCCUGAUGCAGCGCCUGUCAGACUCAGAGCUCGGACACAAGCUGGAGAAAGAGCAACUGGAAUUCAUCAUUCUGGAGCUGCAGGACCAGCUGACGGUGCUGAAGAACCAUGACAUGCGCUCCAGGCAAGAGUUGACCGCACACCUGACCAAUCAGUGGCCUUCACCUGGAACCGUGGAUACUAACGCCGUUGCCCUGGAUACACUCUUGUACAGAAAACACACAGGACAGUGGGAAGAGAAAAGCUUUCAGAGUCUGGAGCAGCUUUCAACAGACAUGAGCCUCUCUCAGACAUCUCUUGAUCCCGCACAAACACACUCGCACACACACAGCCUCGAGGGCAAGGCUGGUCUCACACACUGGCACAGAGAAGAGAUUGGAGGGAGAAGUUCUCAGGGUUUGAGCUCUCUGCGCAGAAAUUGGAGGGAGAGAGGGAGACGUCAGCCCUUCUCAGGGUAUGCGCUCUCUGGAGACGUUGUAUUAGUUACUUCAUUAAGAAGACUGCCAUGACUGCAGAAACUCAUUACCGCCAUCGUUAUAGCAUCAGGCCCAACAAGAAGAUGAAAUUUAACCUCUUGUGUUGGUAUUUGCCCAAGAGCUCUUUUGUUUACGUUCCCUUGUUUAUUAACUUGUUGUCUUGUACAGUGUAUAUUAGGAGUAAUGGAUUUGCUUCGGUCCAUGUUUUCACGUUAUGCUUUUAUCAAUAAGACUCUCUGCCUUACCUUUGUAAUUACACUGAAAUGCUCUGAAAACACACUGAAAAUGAACUGUUCUUGAGCAGAGAAUAUUGCCAGAUGCUGUUUGAUGGGCUGCUGCUAAUAUGUUGUACUGAAAGUCUAAUGAGUGGUUUAGUCAUACUAACAUAUUUGAGUAGUCUACUUUUUUUAAGAUGCCCAAUGUUACAUACAGUAUGUCAAUAUGAGAAGUGUCCAUGGUGUGUGGUCAGUGUUCUGUAAUGUAUGCAUGUGUGUAUGUCUUUGUUCUUCUUCCAGGUAAAGAGGACACUCCAUCAUUGCGUGGGCUUUGUGGCUCUCUGACGUCUGUGGGCAGUUUUAAGUCUCUGACCAGCCUCAAG
This is a messenger RNA of Alosa sapidissima (American shad), 2188 nucleotides long. It is a transcript of the gene rundc3b, whose product is annotated as RUN domain containing 3b. The transcript has 11 exons. Bases 277 to 1623 code for a protein of 448 amino acids. The record is from RefSeq and is a predicted model, not a curated record. Lineage: Eukaryota; Metazoa; Chordata; Actinopteri; Clupeiformes; Clupeidae.